Oncorhynchus kisutch (coho salmon) is the source of this 2409-nucleotide messenger RNA. RefSeq names its product glucosaminyl (N-acetyl) transferase 4a (gene gcnt4a). The record is from RefSeq and is a predicted model, not a curated record. The transcript is spliced from 6 exons. Bases 303 to 1595 code for a protein of 430 amino acids. Gene Ontology annotation, cellular component: membrane. Gene Ontology annotation, molecular function: acetylglucosaminyltransferase activity. NCBI's taxonomy places the organism in Eukaryota, Metazoa, Chordata, Actinopteri, Salmoniformes, Salmonidae.
GCGUCAGACCAUGCAUUCACGGGUCACUAUGGAGGAAAUUCGGUUCCUGACUCAAAGGGAAUACUGUGCCGUCUCCCUCCGAGCAUUACAAGGAAUGGUAUGCUGAUUCAGUGCUGUCUGCAUUAAAAACAAAUAUUGACCCAGGUUGGAUAUGACAGGAGAGAUGAGGUUCUCACUGUCGACCACGCCCCCUGACUUUGUGAAGCUCCGUCGCAACAUCCAUCAAGCCCCCAUCUCAUUAAUGGUGGUGAAAUAAGAUUUUCAAUUGACUCUCGUAGCCCCACAUGAAACUUAUAUGAUGAAUGAAAAUAAGAUGUGCCCUGUUCCAUAAAUUGAGACAGAGGUGCUUCCUGUUGUCCCUGGCCCUGCUGCUGCUGUGUCUGCUGAAGCUGUUCUACGUUAAAGUCACUUUGAGGAACAGCUUCUACAUCGAACCCUAUGGACUCACAGACCGCUCCUCACAGAACCCCAACCACCAGUACAAUAUCAACUGCACCGCCAUCUACCAACUGGACCCUGUGGAGGUAGGGAAGUCAUUGGAGAUCAGACGCAAAGUCAUAGUGGACCUGGAGGAUGACCGCCUCGUGUCUUUAACCUCAGACUGUCAGAGGUACAUCGAGACAAGAGGAUAUGACGUCAUCCCAGUGUCGGAAGAGGAGCGGGGGUUCCCGCUGGCGUACUCCCUGGUGGUGCAUAAGAACGCUGCCAUGGUCGAGAGGAUCUUCAGGGCCACCUACGCCUCUCACAACCUCUACUGCAUUCACUAUGACCAGAAGUCCUCUCAGAGCUUCAUAGCAGCCAUGAGGAACCUGGCUCACUGCUUCCCUAACCUCUUCCUGGCCUCCAAGCUGGAGUCAGUGCAGUACGCCCACAUCACACGGCUUAACGCAGACCUCAACUGCCUCAACGACCUGUUAGAAAGGUCAGAGGUCAAGUGGAAGUAUGUCAUCAACCUCUGCGGCCAGGACUUCCCCCUCAGGUCGAAUGGUGAGCUGGUGUCGGAGCUGCAGGCGCUGAACGGUGCCAACAUGCUGGAGACCUCCCGUCCCAGCGAGCUGAAGAAACAGCGCUUCCGUUUCCAGCACCAGCUGAAGGAUGUGCCCUACGAGUACCGCCGCAUACCCGUCCGAACCACACAGGCCAAGGCGCCGCCGCCUCACGACAUUGAGAUGUUCAUCGGCAGCGCCUACUUCGUCUUGUCCCGUGACUUUGUCCUGUUCGUGGAAACCAGCCGGGUGGCGAGGGACUUCCUGGAAUGGUCAGCUGACACUUACUCUCCGGAUGAACACUUCUGGGCAACGUUGACGAGAAUCCCCGGUGUACCGGGAGAGAUUUCCCGGUCUGCCCCAGAUGUAACAGACUUGAAGAGUAAGACACGUCUGGUGAAAUGGAAUUAUCUGGAAGGGUCUCUGUACCCUCCCUGCACUGGGACUCACAUGAGGAGUGUCUGUAUAUAUGGGGCUGCAGAGCUGCGAUGGUUGCUGAACUAUGGCCACUGGUUCGCUAACAAGUUUGACCCCAAAGUUGACCCGGUGCUUAUCAAGUGUUUAGAGGAGAAACUAGAAGAGAAACGUAGGCAAUGGGAGAAGAAGUGAAGAAUUGAAAAGGAAAAACAUCUGUAAAUGAAAUGGGAUGGGAGAAUCAGUUCAUUUGUUGGUUUAUAUGGAAGAUCUACCCAGUCUGCAGAUGAGGUACUCCAGAUCAACUAACUGCAAGGAAUAAGUCAAAUUCUGCAGUGGCAGGAUUUUCUUGUUUUACAAAAAAUAACUUUUAUGUCUAUUGAAUACUAGUUCAAACUAAGUUGAACCCCGCUGAAAAUGAAGUGUUGAAGUUCAAUUGAACUGUUCGAAUAAAAGGCUUCACCCAACCGCUCUUUAAUGAUGUCCAAGAUGGACGUUUCAGAGGAUAGUGAAACAAGACGAUCAAUGGCCAAAAUAUCUACACUGCUAGUUCUGUCACGGAUAUCGCAAAGAACUUGUCACAUGUUGCAAUAACACCUAAUGGAAUGUUUCAUCUUGAUACCAGAUACAAUGAGAAAUGCAUGUAGAUUGAGUAGACGGUCAUUUAUGUUAUUCUCUAAGAUGCUGUCACGUAGGUAAAAGGCUACACUCUUUACCAAACCAACAAUACCAAAGACACUCGACUGUAACAAAACGGCACAUCAAAGCUGGAUGUCAGGUUUUUAUACAUUUUCAUGGAAACACUUAUUUUUUGUAUUAGUAUUUUAGUAUUAAGAAUUAGUAUUAAGAAUUAGUAUUUUAGUAUUAAGAAUUAGUAUUUUAGUAUUUAUCAUCUAAAUGAUAGUAUCUAUUUGUAGAGAAGGGAGUUUGAUACAGCAGUAAUGCAACAAGGUUUAUAUCUCUUAAUAAGUAUAAAUGAUUUGUUUCUUAAUACAUCUAUCACUUUGAA